Molecule: messenger RNA, 891 nt
Organism: Eleginops maclovinus (Patagonian blennie)
Lineage: Eukaryota; Metazoa; Chordata; Actinopteri; Perciformes; Eleginopidae
Gene: il12a
Product: interleukin 12a
Exons: 7
Coding region: 37-666 (209 amino acids)
Biological process (GO): immune response
Cellular component (GO): extracellular region
Molecular function (GO): growth factor activity; interleukin-12 receptor binding
Source: RefSeq, a predicted model, not a curated record
CCUGACUUAAGCACAGUUAUUUAUCUGAUCAGAAAUAUGGCAUUUGGUAAUUUCUACUCCGCCAGCUGUUUGCUACUGCUGCUGACUUUGAGCUGGCGCACAUCCACUGGACUCCCGCUGCGCACAGGUCUGAGCGCAGAAAAGAGUGCAGACUGCUCAUUGAUCUUUAGGGAUCUCCUCCAGAAUAUCACAGGACUCCUCAGCAAUAGUGAUUUGUGGCAUCACAUUACCACAAAUACAACGGUGGUUAGCAGUCAAGCUGAGACAGUACUGGCCUGCGCACCCACUCUGACUCAGAACUCAACCUGCAUGAGGCAAAGAAAUUCAACUUUCAAUGAGAGUGAAUGUCUAAUGAACAUCAUGAAGGACUUGGCCCACUAUUCUGCUGUUAUUCAGUCCUACAUCAACUCAAAACUCAGAAUGCGUGAAAUGGAAGAACCACUUCUUAAGUCAACUCUGGAAAUAAUACAGAACCUGAGGAAGAGCUGCUCCCUGACGCCAAAUGGAGAGAACAACAUUCCAGAGAAGGUUCCUGCAAAUAUCUGGGUAGAAAACUCAUUCGAUAACCGACAGGAGAUGCUUAAACUUCUGAGGGGCUUCAGGCUCCGAGCCAUCACCAUCAACAGAGCUUUGGGCUACAUUUCCUCAGGACACCACAGGAAGUAAACAUCCUGCAGCCUCAUCCCUAUCAUUUGCAACUUCCACCCAAGUAGCCUUUUCACCACAUAACAAUAUUUAUUUAAAUAAUUUAUUUAUUAUAUUUAUUUAUUUAUGUAUUUAUUUAUUUGGUGGCCUGUGAUGUUAUAUGUUAUUUAUUCUUAGUAUUUUUUUUUUUACGAAGUACAUAAAAUGGAAGUGAAUCUUUGCAAAUAAAAACUGAUGACAUGUAAA